Molecule: messenger RNA, 2449 nt
Organism: Salmo salar (Atlantic salmon)
Lineage: Eukaryota; Metazoa; Chordata; Actinopteri; Salmoniformes; Salmonidae
Source: RefSeq, a predicted model, not a curated record
ACAAAACCCUACUGCUGUAAAGCAUUGAAAUAUGAAAAACUCCUUCCUGAUGGGGUUCAGUCUUACUUCAUUUCUAUCCAUUUUGUUAUGUAGCUUGAUUGACAUGGGCCUAACAUCUGUGCUUAGUUGGUUAUUUUUUGUAAGUGUCUGUGGGUGCCUAGGAACAGUGGGUUAACUGGCUUGUUCAGGGGCAGAACGACAUAAUGAUGAUGUUUAAACCAUGAAGAUGUAAAUACUACACUACACUGAAUCUAUUUUAGCAUGGCAUGGGGUAGUCCCAUUAGUGCAGUCCCCUUGGGAUAGGAUGGAGGGCCUAUAGUUUAACACCUGUUGACCCCACAUGGUUACCAAUUCAACCGCAAAACCUACAUUAGGUCUGACCUUAAAGUAAUGUGAGCAUCUUGCUUGCUUGUGCAUUGUGGGUGGAAAAAUGCUUCAAUUAACCUGGGACAAAUACAAUUCAGCUGUCGAUAGAGUAGGAGGUCGAAUAGGUAUGGCUCUAUGGUGCAGGCUACAAUGAUAUAGGGCCGAAAGUGUCAUUAACAAUAGAAGGAAUAGGUUUGAUGAACUUCAAACAUAUUCACAUUGAUUGCCACGUGCUUAAUCAACUUCUACAGAUCAACUUCAACCAUCAUGUGAACACUAUUUAGGUGGAGACUGUAAAUGCUUCAUUAUUUACAUCCAUAACACACGCGGUGACGCUGCCAGUAGCAUGCGGCUAGAAAUGAGACCCAAUUGUGCGUGAGUGAUUUGCGGACAAUACGUAUUUUGAUAGCACUUUCUCUUCCAGUCAGUCAUUUUAUGUCCAUGGGCGAGUUCGUUUUUCUUUGCCCGGUGUGUCGGGUGCGGGGACUUUACACAUUUUAGUCCAUUCCAUUGGUCCUUAAAUACAUUCACCACUCACCUGGGGCCAUGCAAAACGAACUGGCCCAUUGAGUAAAAGCAACAUUGUAGCUGUUGAAGUUGAAAAAUGCUACUGUUUACUGGAAACCCCACCCCAACUGAACCUCACCCUGGAUGAAAUAUGGUUUCCACGAGUUACCACAGCCGCAAAGUCUAAAUUGACUAUCGUAAAAAAAAACUCUAAUUGUGCUUUUUGGUCUUAAUUUAAGGUUACGGUUAGGCAUACGGUUAGCAGUGGGGUUAGGAUUAGGUUUAAAAUCACAUUUUAAGAAGAUUUGUAGAAACAGGCGGGGUUUAUGACUUUGUGGCUGUGGUAACUAGUAACGACCAUGAAGUAGACGGAGCACAGUAGUAGCAGCUGCCUGUGUUUCCUGGGCCACGAUAAACUGUAGUCUAGACUAUUUACACUGUAUUUUAUUUAUACAUAUCAAAAUGUCUCAUACUGUUGUUACUACCACUACCACGACGACAUCGUCUUCAGGCGAAGGGUUCUUGAACUUGGGCUAUACUCGCUCUGUACAAGGAUUACUGAAAAUCGCCCAAGUGGUAGCCCUCCUCAUUGCGUUCCUGUGUGUACACUGUGCACGAGGUUGGACUGAUUUCUCAGCCUUUCGGUACUUUGAGGUGGUGACGCUAUGGUUCCUCAUAGCCUUCCUCAUCUUCUACCUCAUGUACGUGUUCAGACUGCAGAGUAAGAUCCCCUGUAUCAACUGGACAAUGACGGAGUUACUGCAUUAUGGCGUUGGGACCAUCCUGGUCUUCAUUGCCUCUAUUGUUGCAGCUGUUAAGAGUGGAGGUGUGUCUGAACUAGAAGCUGGUUCGGCAUUUGGCUUCAUCGCCACAUUCCUACUGGCUGUCAGCAUAUGGACAUCCUAUAAGGUCACAUGUGGUUCCCAGCCAACCAGUGCUUCUGUGUAAAACGGAUCUAUCAUUUCUUCCCCUGAAGUACCAAGAUGACUUCAUUGUCAGUGUGCUGUGCGACAGUAACUUCUUACCCCAACAACUGGCCCGGGGCCCAUUAAACAAUCAGAACUUCAGUUUAGCCCGAGACUGGUUUCACUUCAGGAUAGUUACAAGUUAGCCAGUUAACUUUGUUAAACACUCUAUUUUGUACAAUUUACAAAGAAAGCUUAAAGUAAUUUCUCUUUCUUUGAGAUACACCAUCCUGAUGACUGGUCAGUUGUUAGGGAUAAGAAGUCACCUGUGUGUGCUUUGAAGAGCAGGCAGCUGUUGUUUCAUAUAAGUGCCUCCAUAGUGUUUAAACUAAGGGCUAGGCUGAGAGCCAGACCAAACCACCCCUCCAUCUUGAAUGGUCGCUAUUUGAAUGCUUUGAAAUCAAGAGGACAUAAGCUGUUUUUCAGUGUUACCCAGAAGCUUUUUAGAGUUAGAUAUGUCAAUGCCACCCCUGUUUACAUUAUUUAUUUGAGAGCAAAUUUUUAUGAUGAUAAAAUGUUGUGCUUUUAUGUUCACGCUUACUAUUGUAUGUCUGUCACAGUAUUAUAGGCUGCUUAUGAGAAGAAUAUAACAAUAAAAAUGUCAACCUUUA